AUGAUGGUGCCACUUACUGUGGAUGACGGUGCUCAUUCUUUCACCCAUAUUUUAUUAGCCUGUUUUUUCUUCAUUUCUUUUACUCUCUCACGAAGAAAGCAAACAAGCGCUAAUCGCUACUGUGAAAUUCGAAGGCACCAAAAGGACCAACAGCACACACACCGCCCACACACACAUAUUUGUAUGCUCUCACGUGUUGCUGCAGUGAAGGCACCCCGCACACACAACCGUCGCGGCGUGACCGGAUCCAGCGGAAGGAGGAGGGAAGGAAGAGAGAGUGAGCCGCAGAGGCCCAAAAUGUCCCGGCGUGUGUUUACUUCCGCGGUACUGCUCCUCCUCGUCGUGACGAUGUGCUGCGGCAGAGGCGCUGCGAUUGCUAAAGUGGCGACUUCAUCUCUGAAAUCUUCACCGGAGAAACAUUUUGAUUGGAGGGAUGUGAAAACAGAAGGAGAAGUGGGUGCGCUCUAUGCUCCCAGUCUUGUUGAGAUGAAUGGUGAUGUGUUUGCCGUUGCCGAGGCGCAGUGCAAGAGGGGUGAAAACAGAUUUACUGGGAUUGCCUCGAAGCUCCUGACGUUGACCGACGAAGCAUCAAAAGAGGAGUUUGAUGCAACUCAAGUGAAGACACAAGUACUGGAGGAAUGCUCUUCCGAAGAUGUGAAAGCCGGCUGCCGUGUGGCGGUUCAGGAAGGUGGUUCUCCAAAAGAGAAGAGAGUAGAUGUUAGCCGGCCGACAACAGUUGUGAAUGAAAGUGAUAUUUACAUGCUUGUUGGAAAAUACUGCCGUGAAGACGCUGCUACCUGUAAGGCCACGACCGACACGAUCAAAUCGGGAGUAUUGCUGGUGAAAGGGACAAUCAGUGAAAGCGGUAACAACAAAAAAAUCCAUUGGAAGGAAACUGACGGUGUACCGUGCACUCUAGGCGACCAACAGAAAACUUUGUCAGGGCUGAUUGGCGGCGGUGGAUCGGGUGUUAAGAUGAAGGACGGUACGUUUGUGUUCCCAGUGGAAGGCAAGAAGAAGAAUAUUGACGCAGAAGAGGAUGGAAAGGCCGUUUCACUGAUCAUAUACUCCUCGGAUACUCCGAGCUGUACACUGUCGAAGGGGAUUUCUGAUGGUGGCUGCGGUGAUCCCUCCGUCGUGGAGUGGGAGAAGGACAAAAAACUCAUGAUGAUGACUGCGUGUGAUGAUGGCCGCCGCAGGGUGUACGAGUCCGGUGACAAGGGGGAGUCGUGGACGGAGGCACUCGGGACACUCUCGCGCGUGUGGGGCAACAAACAAAAGGGUGGAAAUGAGAAGGGCGUUGGAAGCGGUUUCAGCACAGCGACGAUUGAGAACAGGGACGUGAUGCUCGUUACUCUGCCGGUGUAUUCAAAGAAGGAUGAUACCGAAGUCAACGAAAAGGGCGUACUCCAUCUUUGGCUGACGGACAAUACGCACAUUGUUGAUAUUGGGCCGGUAUCCGGUGAUGAUGACGCUGCCGCCAGCGCCCUGCUGUACAAAAGUGCCGGAAGUGGACAUAAUAAUAAUGAGAGGUUGAUUGCACUGUACGAGAAGAAGAAGGGCGAUGGGGAGUCAUCACUCGGCAUGGUCUCUGUGCGUCUGACUGCGCAGCUGAAGCGGGUGAAGGAGGUGCUGACGACCUGGAAGGAAGUGGACGGACGUGUCUCCAAGCUGUGCCCUUUUUCAAGUGCUACUGUGAGUAAAUCAACUGACACUGCCUGCACUACUGAUAAGAUCACGGAUGGGUUGGUUGGCUUUUUGUCCGGCAACUUCUCUGAUGGCACAUGGAAGGACGAGUACCUCGGGGUGAACGCCACAGUAAAUAAAAAAGAAGUGACUAGCACGGAGAAUGGCGUGAGGUUCACAGGGCGUGGUUCGUGGGCGGAGUGGCCUGUUGGCAGGCAGGGGGAUAAUCAGCUGUACCACUUUGCGAACUACAACUUCACUCUUGUGGCGACGGUGUCCAUCGACGGUGUGCCGAAGGAGGGAGAUACCCCCAUUCCAUUGAUUGGUGCGAAGCUGAAUGACAACAAGAAUACAGUACUCUUGGGACUGUCGUACAACAGCGGAAAGAAGCGGGCAGUGCUGUGCGGUGGCCAAACGACCACGGAACACAGCAGUAAUUGGGAGCCAGGGACAACACACCAAGUGGCCAUUGUGCUGCAGAACGAAAAACAGGGCUCCGCGUACGUCGAUGGUCAACGUGUGGGGACUGAAGAAUGUGCAUUGGGAGAAGCAGAAUCGAAAGAGAUCUCACACUUCUACAUUGAAGGCAGCGCAGAGGGCCAAGAAGGUCAAGAAGGCGUGUCUGUGACCGUGACGAACGUCCUGCUGUACAACCGCCCGUUGACUUCCGAAGAGAUUGACGCCCUCAACCCGAAUAAAGCCCCCAUUACACCUCCUGAAGAUCUUACCGCAGCGGUGGUGGUGGAUACUCCUUCGACAGCGGUGGGCGGACCAGUUGCACAGAAAACCGUGUCCGUGUCCACUCCUGGCGGAUCCACGGUGAAUCAUGAGUCAAGCGCAAGCUCUGCUGUGAAUGCGGGGACGGUGGGAGGAGCGGAUGUGCAGGGAGAGGAGGGAAUCCAUUCACAGGACGGGGAAGUAAAUGCUACGGCACUCAACAGCAGCCUCGGAAAUUUGUCGCAGGGGAAUAACAGCGAUGGCGGCACCAUGCGUGGGAGCGGACCACUGCCGCUGCUACUUCUGUUGGGACUGUGGUGGUUUGCGGCUCUGUGA
Trypanosoma cruzi is the source of this 2739-nucleotide messenger RNA. RefSeq names its product trans-sialidase, putative. The coding region runs from base 1 to 2739 and encodes 912 amino acids. Gene Ontology annotation, biological process: oligosaccharide catabolic process; ganglioside catabolic process. Gene Ontology annotation, cellular component: intracellular membrane-bounded organelle; cytoplasm; membrane. Gene Ontology annotation, molecular function: exo-alpha-sialidase activity. The transcript has a single exon. The record is from RefSeq and is a predicted model, not a curated record. NCBI's taxonomy places the organism in Eukaryota, Euglenozoa, Kinetoplastea, Trypanosomatida, Trypanosomatidae.